CGGGCGGGGGAGGCGGGCGCGGCGACCGCAGCGCGAGUGCCGGCAGGCGGGCGGUCGCGGAGAUGGGAGACCCAGGGUCUGAGAUACUAGAAUGUGUCCCUCCAGCUGGGCCUGAGGCGUCCGAGUCAACCGUGGAGGAAAACGAAGAUGACAUCCAGUUUGUGAGUGAAGGACCACUGAGGCCUGUUCUGGAAUACAUCGACCUGGUCAGCAGUGAUGAUGACGAGCCUAGCACCUCUCAACGUGAGAGAAUGCCCGAGUCUAAGGUGCCAUCCUCAGAGAGUCGUCGCCCAGAAAUGUGCUCUGGCUGCAGUGCUCCUCCUCCCAGUGGAGACAGCAGUUCCUCCUCUGGGCGCUGCGCCAGCAGUCCUCAAAGGAUGGUUUCUCACCCUUCUUCCGUUGAGAACCCAUUGGAGACCCAGAGAAAUGAUCACAGUAAUUCAGGUAUUAAGAUCUCUGAGACAGAGACACUUGAGCCGUCACAGAAUUACCAGAUUCUGCCUCCAUCUCCACUCCUGGUCCCCCAAGAGUCUUUGGCCUCCUCAGAGGUCAAGGAGGGUUUGCCCGUAGAGUCUCCGGCUUCCCAGCACGGGCGGGAUGCCCUCCUCUAUCUCCAGACACAGGUGGCUGAGAUGUCCCGAGUGAUACGUGACCUGCAGUCCAGGAGCUGCUUCCGAUUUCAUCAUUCCCGGACAGGUGAGGCCUCCUCGGUUCCUUGGGACAUCUCCACCUCCAGAGAAGAACACUUAUCCACCGUCGAAGAAGAGACUGAGUGCAAGUCCCCCUCGGCCGACGACAAAGGGCAGCCAGCUGACCCCAGUCAGUCCAGCUUCACAGGGCUGUUGAAAAGAAUGGAGCAGAGAGGUGUUAUCAAGAGAGUCACCUUGCAGUCAGAAGCAGAACUGUGCGAGGGGAAGCCUGAUUGUGUGACCUCCAAGAAGCGCUUGGUCCCUCCAUUGCAUCCUCUUCUGAGAAUUGCCACUGCGGAGGUUUUUAAAGACCCUGCUGAUUGCCAUCCUUCUUCUUUCAUGGGACACAGGGUGUAUCCUGUGGCCAAGGACACCUCUCCUUUCCAGCCACAUCCCCCAGCGGGGGGCCCCAUCGUCGCAGCACUAGAGCACAGCAGAAGAGGAGGCGCCACGUCGCCCCUGGACCCCACCUCAAAGGAGAUGGAGGCCAUGGGCUGCAGGUUCUACCACGCUGCUUCCAUUGCGGCCCGAGCUGCCAGCUACAUGGCCUACAUGACACAGUAUCAGCGUAAACUCUGGGAAGACAUGGAGGACCUGGUCCAUGACCCUGAGUUUGAUCGUGGAAAGGCACGGUGUAUCAUAUCUGAUGGCAUGGAUGCAGGCCUUUGGCAGCUGUGUACUACCAGGGACAUAAUGGACUCUGUGGUCAGAGUUAUGGCGAUGGCAGUAGACUACAGGAGGCAGGCUUGGCUUCGGCUCACAUCCCUCACAAAGAAGACCCAGGAGAAGAUCUCACACUUGCCCUUUGAUGGCACUUGCCUCUUUGGACAAGAUGUGAAUGCUGUUGUUGCAGAAGAAAACAGUGUGAAAGAAAAUGACUAUAAAGACCACAGUAAAUACUAUAACCAGCAUCGAUACUUCUAUAGUCAUGACCAGAAAGCACAUUACCACAGCCGAGGAUACUCCAGAGGGGACUGGUACAAACCUCGAAACCACCCCUAUAGAUACAGAAAGAGGGGAGACUCUCCAGAACGCCAUGGGUACAAGAAUUAGUGCCCCGUUCAGUCUGCAGUGCAGCCAUGCACGAUGCUCCCUCCCCCACAGGAAACGACACGUGUCUGGGACGACCACAGCUGACAUCGAGUUCUAGACUCUGGGAAUGAAGUAGAUAAUACAGAGACUCAUGCUUUCUUGGCCAUGUGAGCAGUAGAGACUUUCAGUUGGAUUAAACAAAGGUUUGCACAUUAUUUCUAGUCCAAAAUAAGUCUAGAGGUGGGUCCUCAGGAAUCCAAAUCCUUUAAUGAUUAAGGAAAAAUAUAAAGAUUUCUUCCCCCUCAGAAAACUCUCACUGAUAAAUUGACGGCAAGCAGAUUUUGGAUCUGGAAAUAAUCUACUAUUAUCUCUAACACCAGAGGUAGAUCCUUCAUUUUUAGGUCAUCAGUGCUUCCUUGUUUAGGCUUCCAUUUGUCGGAUCUUCACAAAAGAUCUUUUUGUCCACAAAACGACAAAUCUGUUUUAAUCUCUCUGUAUCAGGGUGGUCAGCUCACCAAAUGUCCCUACUACUGUCAAAUCUCUGUAAGACUCCAGAAUCAGCCUUGAAGCUAUAUGUCAAGAACUGGAAUUCAAAUAAAAAUUUGCCAAAUCCAGUCCCUACCAGUGGUGUGGCUGGAUAUCCUAGAACAGCUGUGGGCACCAGCUGGUAGAAGACUUUCCUGUGAUAUCUCUGUGGAAACUUUCACAGUAACUGUCUUCACCGCCCAGAGCUACACAGAGAAUUCUCUGCAGUUGUCACUCCCAAGUCUGUCAAGCAUCAACAGGCUGUGAGACCUGGUCAUGCUGUUCUCGCAGGAUAAUCUGGACAUUUCACCAAGAUGACCUUGACUGCUUUCUAAACGUUGAGCUUGAUGAUUCAUCAAGCUCUAAAUACAAAGAAAAAAAAGAGAGAUUGCACAUUAGUGCCCUGGAAAUCAAGGAUUUUACACCGUCUCGGCAUGCAAAAUAUGAACUCUUGAAAGAGCAAGAAUCCAAACAUGCCUGACAGUCUGGUCCUCUGAUUGUAAUAAGGGGAUGCCAUCAGUCUAGAUUUUACUGAGAAAUCCUUCAGAUUCAGAGUGUAACUGUGGAUGUAGUAAAGAGUACAUUUCACACACUUCCCUUUCUAGAUUCCAUUAGCGAUUUCUUGAAAGUCUGAAGUCAAGACUUCAGUGAUGUGUUCUUGGUUUGUUAGUCCGUUAACCUGGUCACACUCUACCAUGAGAGACAACUUACAAUUUUGUUCCCAGCUCUUUGAGGUACUGUUUCUCCAUCAGACUGGAACUGGCAGCAGAUACCUAAGCUAAACGUCCUGUGGUAUUUUUAUCUUGAGGCAGUGGCUGUGUGGUGUCCCAGCCCUUAGACCCUUGUCUUCACAGCGUGACUUCAGAGAUGGAGAAGAUGCCAAAUUGGAGGGGUCUGAAUACGUCAUCCAGUAUUAUUUGCUUGGCCAAAUAGAAAAAAAUUUUAUCAACAGACUGAUAGUUUUGUAAUGUCUUGGUUUGUUAAGCAUCUGCAUUUUUUUCCAUCUGCUUGACCAUAGUAUUUUGGGUCUACUGUUAGUGGACUCUGACACUGUUUUCACAUUUAUGUGGUUUCUGUUUCUUGCCUGCAUAGUGAUGACUGAUGUUUUCCUGGUGUUCCACUUUUUAAUGGCUUAUUGGAAGGCCAUCCUCUCUCCUUGUCAUAACCACAUUCAGCAUGCUUUUUGUCUGCCUUUCUUCCUUUCCUUGUGUGUGCUGUAGCGGUCAAAGAUGCAUAUAUCCCUACUUGGAAGCUACUUUAUUUUGUCAGAUAAUUUCAGGGAUAAUUUAUAAUUGACUCUGUUUGUCCUAUUGGUAGUUGAAGCUUAAGUUGCAGUCUUGAUAGUCUCUUGGCAAAUUUGGUCAGGGCAUAUCUAGAGUUAACAUUUACCUUUAAUUUUUCUGUACUUUUCACAAAGUUUUACUAACGCUAUUUGAGGCCCGUGCUCAAAGAAGCUGUCUUUCAAACUGAACCCUAGAAGAGCACUGAUAAAUGGCUGAAAGAAACAAAGGCCUGAGAAAUCACCCGAAGAUGAUAAUAGUUCACAAUGUUUGGCCCACUAGCUCAGCGGCCUCACGUGCCCUUGCUGUGAUCUUCUAGUUUCUUCUGUGAAAGGGGAGCCGUGGGAACUUGAGAGAGACAAGAGACCUUGCCACUCCUGGAUGGCUGCCCUAGGCGUUCCCAGUUAGCUGAGGCUUCAUCACAUUGCUCCCGCUUCUCCAUUUCUUUCUGUCCCUUCCCUGAAUUAGGUGCUGGGUCAUAAACUUGAUGGUUUUUGAGAACUCUUAUUUUCCAAAAUUCAAACCAGAAUUAAUGAUGCUAGAAGACCUGACUCUCUGAGACUGCUCUGGCAUUUUCACCUAACCUGCUCUUGCUUUGAAACUUUUUACUUUCAAUCGUGUUUAAAAAAAGACACAAUGUAAAAUUUACCAUUGUAACCAGUUUAAGUGUACCUUGGAGUAGAGUUAACUGUGUUCACUUUGAUGUAUUCCUCCUUUCCUCAUUGUUCAUAGAGCAGCGUUUCUUUUGUCUUCCUUCUGCGUUACCUUUGUUGCUCCAGAGCAACAAGAUUAGUAGCAUUUCUUUCCCAUUCUGAUUGAUAAGCCCAAGGACCUCCAUAGGUCUUCCCUAAAAAUGAAAAAGUAUUGAGAAAUCAUCCUGGUCAGGUAGCUGACUUGUGAAGGAUGCGGCCAUUGCAUGGGGGUGGAGCAGAACGCAGUAGAGUGGGAGCAGCUUUAGUUGUAGGGGAUGCGAUUGCCUGCAGAAGAAACAAUAUCCUUAACCUGUUUUUUUAUUAUUGCUAUUUUAAAGUCUCUCUCUGGCAUACUUGAAUGAUGAUGGUGUUAUAAAACUAAAAAUGGGGACUUGGUCUAAGGGAAACAGCCGCAGUAGUGUUUGGAACUCAUACUUAGUCAGAUAACAGGUUUUCAGGUCAUGUCUGCCAUGUGCAAAGCCAGGAUCCUCCAUCAGGCCAGCCUCUGAUGUUUGAACGAUGCUGGGUUUUCUAGGAGGCCUCUCAGUCAUCACAGGUUGAGUGAUGUGGUGUUCCUGAAAGGGAUGCAUCUAAUGAUCCUUCUUUAAAAUGUCAUUGUUUGACUAGACGUAAAAUGUUUGUGGAAACUAAGAUUUCUCGUGUUUACUGUGUGUACACAGAAAUACUGUUUCCAUUCAUUGUUAUAUGAAGUGCCUUUUUAAAUUUUACACUAUUGUUUAAAACAACAUUUUAAUGUCUUGCAUAUGUUGCUGGUAAUAUUUAUGUGAAUUCUGUAUAGCGAUUUUUUUUAUCUUGUAGUUUAUGCCUCAUCUGUACAAUUGCACUAUCUAAGGGUACUCUCCUUCUGAAUGUUACUUUAUUUUCAUUAUAGCACUGUUGAUCCAUUUCAGAAGGACUUGUAGAGUAUGUCCCCCCGCCUUUAUUUAAAUAACUUGGCAGUAGCUGUUUCAGUUAUUAGUGAUUGGCUCAGUUUCCUGGGCAUUGAGGUAGCUUUGUUUUCUGUCUCUAGGUUCUAGGUUUCUGAUUGAAGCUUUUGUCUUAUGUCUAACCUUGUUCAUAGCCAUAGUAACACAGCUCAUUUGUAAGUGGGUGUGUUACUUGGUAAUAAGAAACAAAGAUAUUUGGAAAAUGCAGUAUAUUUGUUGACACUUUAUCUUUUUUUUUUUUUUCAGACUGUGUAACAGCUUAUCAAUGUAAUUGCAUUUAAACUUAUUAUUGUUGUUAUUUACUGUGUGACAGCUUCUUUAUGCAUAAUUACAUCUAUUUACCUAGCCCUCAAAAUGAUAUUUUGAGGAGAGCAUAAACUCAGGCUACUUGGGUACUAUUUAGUAUAUUACAUCACAUUACAUUACCAUUAUACUAAAAACUUACUGAAUGAUACCUAAGUGUCCUGAUUGAUAAUGUCCUUAAAGGCCUGCUCCAUCCAGGAUAACCUCUCAGGUACUGUAAACAGGAGGUUGGAAUUGGCACAGUCCAGAAUCUCUUCUAGCUAUAAACUUGGAUACAGAAUUAAAUGACAUGGAUGAACAAAGUUAAAUGCCACAUUCAGUAUUCUUGAGGAUACACUUAAUUGAGUGGGAUUCUGGUGAAGGUUAGAAAUUAAGAAUUAGAUCUUUGCAGGAAUAGUUUAAAGACUGCAAUAAUGGAAAAGUUUUUUUUUUUUUUUUUUAAUAGCGUGAGGCGUGUUUUGCCCAGACUUGCACUGUUCAGGUUUCCUUAUCUUUUGAAAUUUGCCAUUUUUAGUGUUAGUAGCUAGUCCCAUAAUUGACUGUCAGAUCUAUAUGCCUCUCCUGCCUGUAAUUACCCACUUAAUUGUUUUUCCAGAUAUAACUAGUUUUGUAAACUGUUAAAAUAUGUUGUGGACUUUCUCCUCCUGGAUGAGUGCUGAGAAUAUUGUUUUAUUAAGUCUUUUUUUCUUGUAUUGAUUAGUGGGGUGGUGUUUUUCUACUAUUCUUUUCGUCUGCUUGACUUUAUAGGAAUGAAAACCUUUUUUGUAGUAGUGUUUGGUGCCAUUGAGAUUACUGGAGAUUAUGUUAGUUUCUGGUGGGAUAUAUCUGGAAGCAAUCACAGGCCAAACAUGUCCUUUAGAUGUUAGCAUCUCAGUUAUUCUUUGUAUUGAUCUUUUCUUCCCCUUUAUGUAAACCUCUUCUUAAAAGGAUGUCUGAUCUUCCUUAAUCUCUUGAUGUACAUUAUAUUUUUUAUUCUGCCAAUCUAUACUAACCAGGAUUUUCAUGUGGUUUUGUAUGUUUAAAUGCAAUGCCUUCAGCAUUAUUUUGAAAGGUUUUCUAGUUCUCUCUUAAAAAUGUCCUUUUUUAAAAAAAAAAGUAGCCAAUUCAGUCUCAUACUACUCUGUGGCUAUUGAACUUCCUCAGUUUUUAAUGCCUUCUUACUUCCUGACAGUACUAUUUUCUCAUUUUUGUAUAGUCUUCAUACACAUGUAUUGCUAUACGUAGUUUGUGGUCAGUUGCAUCUUUUCUCUCUUAACAGAAAUUUUAAGUUCAUCACCGUGAACUUACAGUACAGCUCUCACACAUGAGUCACAGUGUCCAACUGUUUGCAGCCCCAUGGACUGUAGCCCGCCAGGCUCCUCUGUCCAUGGGGAUCCUCUGUCCAGGCCGUUUCCUUCUCCAGGGGAUCUUCCCGACCCAUGGGCUAAACCUGCGACUCCUGCAUUGGCAGGUGGAUUCUUUACCGCUGCACCAACAGGGAAGCCCUGACAUAUUUAAUACCGUAUCUUAAUCAGUUUUCUCUCGGUCGUAAACGCUUGACUGGUUUUGUCAUGGUAGCUGUUUAUUUCAAAUGAUUUGUUGGAUUUUCUGAUGCCUUGUCAAUUCAAUAAGAGUUCUCAGGUUGUCUGUAGUUUCUUUUAGGACUUUGGAGAUCUCUCAAGUUGCAUUGUGUUUUCUGAUAUUCCUGAAUAGUAUGUUUCUUGGUAGCAGUUAUUGUAAAUGCAUUGUAUCUGGCAAUUUAAAAAAAUUCUUUGACCUUAAAUGCUUCAAGUGUUAUCUUGUAGGUUCUGCUGGGGGUCCCUUUGUAAGAAUUUCAUAGGUAUUUUUUCCCCAUGAGCUAUCCUGUGGUUUCUGUUUUCUUUCAUUACCCAUAAAAGUGGCUCUAUCACAGCAUUCAGUUUUAAGGGCUGCAGUUAGACCUCUUGUUAAUUCUUGCAUUUAUCUGUAAUGUCUGUAUUUCAUACGUCUUUGACGUGCUAAAAGAAUUAUGUUUGAGAUCCAUUUAUCUAUACUGCUUUUAUUUAGUGAGGCAACAGUGGUGUGGGUGAUGGGGAAAAAGACAUUUUCCAAGUCUCGAAACACAGUUUUAAAUUUUCAGUUCCAUUAAAAAAACAACAACAUUGAAUCACGGUAAGCUGCUUGCUUGCAAGUGUGUAGCCCAUUCCCUCCUGCCUCGGGUAGAACACAGAGAAUUUGUGAGUCGUCUCAUUUAGAUUAUUAGCACAGCUGGAUGUGUGUGGCUUUGUCUUAUGGCUUAUAACAGCCCCUGUUUUCUUUAACUUUUGACAAAAGUUGUAUUUGACAGAUGUUGGAAGCUCCUUGAUAGUAUUGGGUCUAAAGUGUUGUCUUCCUGCCUGGGAAGGAAGUAGAGGGGGAACCUCCGUCAGCAGAGCUUCUGUGUACCAGGCACUGUGCUGGCCGCGGGGGCCUCUUGAGGCAGAAAUACACCCUUAUUUUGCAGAUGAGGAAGUAGAACUUAUAUUAAACGAUUUGCUCAAGUGGUGGAGCUGAGCUUCGAGUUUCCGCUCUGUUCCUUCAAGUCUCAACUCAGCAUUGUACUCAGUGGCCUCCGUUUGUUUUCAGGGUGCCACUUAAAGCCUUAACCUCCCUGAGAAGCUGAUUUGUCAAAUAACUAGCCUUCUUCUUCCCUGAAUUUUGUGUUUAUGGCUAUACUAUCAUCCCUUAUAACUUGAUGUCUUCAUUAAGUAAUUCCUGGUUAUUUCAUUUACCUGAUCAGAAAUCUUAGCCAUAGUGGACAGUCAUGCUCACACUGAGGUUUUGCUGCGCUGGACUGGGAUGGUUCUGGAUGUGUUGUCUUCUGUUUCGUGGAUUCCUUAUUUGUAUCCCAUUCAUUUUCAGCACUGAUCAUCUCCGCCAUGGUUCUUGAUGGUGUUUUUUUCUUUGUUAUACCUUUGUUAUACUCAUUUUGUCUCAGAUACACACUUAAAUUUUUUAAAAACUGGUGUCUUGAGGAUAUUGGCUUAAUGAAAGAAGGUGGAAUGAUGUUAAGCACGUAGUAUUUGAAUUCCAGAGACCUUGAUGUGAAUAUUAGCAAGUCACUUACUCUCUGAGACUCAGUUUUCCUACUCUCAAAUGAGAUAAUAAUGCCUGGAAGUACUUUGGAAACUUCACAACCUGAUACAAAUUGCCUUUUUUUAGUGCUUAUACUGUUUUUGCCCACAUUUAUAGAUUUCUCAUAACUGUGGGAUGGUAUUGAUACAGAUUCUCUUGAAAGUGUAUUUAAUAGUAUAUUAUAGUUCAUGUCAGCACAUCAUGUUCCCCUUUUUAUGGUUUUUUAAGGCUGAAAUAUUAAGCUGCAUAUUAUACAAGUCCAACAAUGGAUUAAGGUAUUGAGAGAUGUAUUUAAAGUAAAACAGUCUUUUAAGUGCAAGCUAAGAAAUGCUCAUAAUCAACAAUAAGAAAAAAAUUAAAAAGAAUGUAGAAUGAAGAGCUAGGAUGUGUAGGUAUAUGUAUACAAUUUUUGAUGGAUGGUAUUUUGUCUUCUUGUGUCUCUGAUGGAAACAAUCUUUUUAUUUGUGAAACAUCUUCAAUACCUGCUAUAUGCAGGCAGACCCUGAGGAAGGUCUGUGGAUACUGUGAAUUAAUAAGAAAUGGUAUAUUCUCUUCAGAAGAGAAGGAAAUGCCAACACAAUGUAAUUGUCCUGUUAGAGGAAUGCCUGUGGUGAGGUUGGGGCAAAAGAGAGGGCUGUCGGAGGGCUCACGGAAGCUUUUCUUUACCCGAUGCUCGAGCUGCGGCUGGAACGUGACUAGAGAAGAGAGUGGGGCCAGUGGAGGAGCAGGAGCCAGGCGCCAGGGGAGGGUGCCAGUUGCGUGGCAAUGUGGGGACACGGAGUCUGCUGUCAGAGCCGCGGAGAGCCGCCCUAAUGGGCACAGGUGGAGGAGAUCCGGUUGAAGGAAGGAUCCAUUCCCCAUGAGAGUGUACUGGCUCUCACCUGUUCAAAGUGUGCUAAGAUGUACAGCUGUUACUUAGUACGGUCAUCGAGGUGGUCUGCCUAGAAGUUUGUCACUAUGGACAUUUAAUUCCUUUUCUCCCCUAGACGGAGCCGAAGGGAGGCUCUCAGACAGCGCAGCAUUCGCCCUGGAGUGCUGGGGCGCUGACGGCGAGCAGCGGCGGGGGUGAGCCGGGAGCCGCCCCCGCGGAGGCCGCCGCGUCCUUGCGCCUGCGGGGCCAGCCGGGGGCCGCGGUCCCGCUGUGGCUCGCUCCCUGGGCCCAGGCCUGCAGACGACCUCAGGGCGCAGUCGGGGAGAGGGAGCGUGCUUCUUCAGAAUGUAGCCUCAUUGGAGGUUUGAGGUGUUGUGUUGAAGCAGGGCCUGAACCCUGUGCCGCUGGCAUCUCCAGCAGCACCUGAAGGACACUGUCAGCUUCCUUUUUGUCUUUUCCUCUGCUUUGAAUUUCUUUCCCUGUUCUGGUUGCCCCUUUGACCUUUUCUCUCCUCUCCUCAGUUCUUCCUUUUCAGUCCAGCGCCAGAGGUAGAGCAGUGGCCCUCAGGAUUGAAGCAUUGUUAACUCCCUUUUGCUUUGUUACAACUUCAUAGUAGGAGAUACUUAAAAAUUCUCCUAGGUUCCGAGGUGGUUUUGGGGGGGGAUUGGGGAGUGGGUCCUGUAUCAAAAGAGAAUCUGUCGUUCUUCCUGGGAGGGGAACUUUAUAAAUACAGAUACUGGUGAUUAACCAAGACAAGGUAGGAAGAAGCUUAUUGAACAGGUUGAUCAUACUGGCCUUCUUCACCGAGUAGUACUUUACAGAAUAUGGCGUAUCUGUAUGUGUGUUUUAAAACUUAUUCAUAUAAGACGUAUGUUCCAUGUAUUUUGUAAACAAUAGUUUGGGGGUGGGAAGGAAGUUGCUUUGUACAACAGGAUUGUUUCUUGGGUUUAAAGCUUUGCUGCUGGAGUUGGUAAAUAAAUAUUGUACUGCUUUGCUGUGUUUAUUUCUUCUGCUCUGUGUGUAUUUAAAUAUAACAUUCUUGAGAAAAA
Messenger RNA from Dama dama (fallow deer), 10460 nucleotides. RefSeq names its product zinc finger protein 451 (gene ZNF451). The record is from RefSeq and is a predicted model, not a curated record. Gene Ontology annotation, molecular function: sequence-specific DNA binding; DNA-binding transcription factor activity, RNA polymerase II-specific. The transcript is spliced from 4 exons. Gene Ontology annotation, biological process: regulation of transcription by RNA polymerase II. The coding region runs from base 63 to 1742 and encodes 559 amino acids. Lineage: Eukaryota; Metazoa; Chordata; Mammalia; Artiodactyla; Cervidae. Gene Ontology annotation, cellular component: nucleus.